Mus musculus (house mouse) is the source of this 3751-nucleotide messenger RNA. It is a transcript of the gene Mcu, whose product is annotated as mitochondrial calcium uniporter. Gene Ontology annotation, cellular component: mitochondrion; calcium channel complex; uniplex complex. Gene Ontology annotation, biological process: positive regulation of mitochondrial fission; mitochondrial calcium ion homeostasis; calcium-mediated signaling. The coding region runs from base 1022 to 1954 and encodes 310 amino acids. Gene Ontology annotation, molecular function: calcium channel activity; uniporter activity. The record is from RefSeq and is a predicted model, not a curated record. NCBI's taxonomy places the organism in Eukaryota, Metazoa, Chordata, Mammalia, Rodentia, Muridae. The transcript has 10 exons.
AUGGCUUUAUUACAUUGCUGGCGUCUUCUGUUUUUGUAGUUUAUUUUAAAAGGGAGACCAAGGUCAAACAUGGUAACGAACAGUGUUGCUUUUAGAGAGGAAUGCGGAUCUAAGGGUGCUGGGGAAAAGAAUCAGAUGUUUCAAUUGUGUAGCGUUCUGUUCAUUCAGCCCAAUGGCAGGUACUCAUCCUGGGAGUUUGAAGCUACAACCAUUCUACCUAAUACCAUGCUACACAGCACUGCCAUUGGAUAACUUUACAAUUCAGGGUUAGUCUCGGCACAUCCAAAUGCUAUCUGUUAUGGAUGCUAACUUUAGACAUGCGGUCGAGAGUUGUAGCCAACCUCCUUAAAAUGACCAGUUGGGUGCUUAGGCAGACAACUUAGAACACUCAGAACUCAACUCGGAACAAGCUCUGCACAGGUAUCUAUUUCCCCUAGCUCUCUUAUCAAGUCACUUGGUAAAGAUUAGCCAAAUCGAACGGGCAAUCCCUUACUGCUCCAUUCCCAGAGGCUCGAACGCCAGAGACCGGUCCCCUAGAAUUUGCCCGUAAGGUAACUCUGGAAGUGACAGACAGCCCGAAGCCGGGAUUCUCCCGCCUUUUGAUUGGACUUUGCAGGAAGCCCCGCCUCAGAGGCUUGACUCAGGACUGCAAUUGGCCUAGUGAGGCUGAGUGGCGGGUCUUGGCCACGCCCCUGCCGUCCGCUGCGCUGCCUGGGCCAGCGCCGUUUCCAGUUGAGAGAUGGCGGCCGCCGCAGGUAGAUCGCUCCUGCUGCUGCUCUGCUCCCGGGGCGGCGGCGGGGGCGCCGGCGGCUGCGGAGCGCUGACUGCCGGCUGCUUUCCCGGGCUGGGCGUCAGCCGCCACCGGCCGCACCAGCAGCACCGGACGGGCUUUCUUUCAUGACCAUUCCUCAGUGGCUGGCAGGAUCCCCACCUCACUCUCCACCUUCCGUGCCAGUGACAUCUUAGCUGCUAGAGUGUGGAGUUGGCCUGUGGGAUCAAGUAUUGGUGAUGGGACCUGUUCAUGCAGGGGAAACUUGAACAUUCGCAGGCACACCAGAGGCCGGCUUCCUGGCAGAGCGUGGGAGCCGCAUAUUGCAGUACGGUUGUGCCCUCUGAUGACGUGACGGUGGUUUACCAAAAUGGAUUACCGGUGAUAUCUGUGAGGCUACCCUCUCGACGCGAGCGCUGCCAAUUCACACUCAAGCCUAUCUCUGACUCAGUCGGCGUGUUUUUACGACAACUGCAAGAGGAGGAUCGGGGAAUCGACCGGGUCGCCAUCUACUCACCAGAUGGCGUUCGAGUCGCUGCCUCCACGGGGAUAGACCUCCUGCUCCUCGAUGACUUUAAGCUUGUCAUUAAUGACUUAACAUACCACGUACGGCCACCAAAGAGAGACCUCCUAAGCCAUGAAGAUGCAGCGACGCUGAACGACGUGAAGACCCUGGUCCAGCAGCUGUACACCACACUGUGCAUUGAGCAGCAUCAGCUUAACAAAGAGCGGGAGCUCGUGGAGAGGUUAGAGGACCUCAAGCAGCAGCUGGCCCCCCUGGAGAAGGUACGAAUUGAAAUUAGCAGAAAAGCAGAGAAGAGGACCACUCUGGUGCUGUGGGGAGGCCUGGCCUACAUGGCCACCCAGUUUGGCAUUCUGGCCCGGCUCACCUGGUGGGAGUACUCGUGGGACAUCAUGGAGCCCGUCACCUACUUCAUCACGUACGGAAGCGCCAUGGCCAUGUAUGCGUAUUUUGUAAUGACGCGCCAGGAAUAUGUUUAUCCAGAAGCCAGAGACAGACAAUACUUAUUAUUUUUCCAUAAAGGAGCCAAAAAGUCACGUUUCGACCUAGAGAAAUACAAUCAGCUCAAGGAUGCAAUUGCUCAGGCAGAAAUGGAUCUUAAGAGACUGAGAGACCCAUUACAAGUACACCUGCCCCUCCGACAGAUCGGAGAAAAGGAAUGAUCCGAGAUGACCGUGAAUCCCGGCAGAGAGUGCGCCUGUUUGUAACUCACGCCGUUUUAAUUAAAGCAUGGCAGGUGGAGGCUGGGGUAGAGGGUUUUUACCUUUAAUUCUAAAAACAAAACACAAAAAGGAUCUUAGGGAAUAAAGGGAUCUUAAAUGCUGAGGAUCCAGCAUCAUGGAAUCCAAGUGCAAAGGGCUUAGCGAGUCUUGUCUUAAGCAUCUCCAUUUCGGAUGAGAGUGAAGACUCCGUCGCAGCUGGGCGGAGGAUGUUGGGUGUUUGCUUCUUGCAUCUUUGCAGGGUCUGCGGAACACUAACACACCAGCACCCCACUCAGCUCCAGGUUUUUGUUUUUGUUUUUUAAUUUAAAGUUUCUUAUUUUUGACAUAGGAAUAAAUAAGUGUAUAAGAAAAUCAAAUCUUCUGAUUCAUGAAUGGCAGAGUCUGGGCCAGUGCGGCUAGCCUUCAUUUUAAGCUGGACCUGGCCUUCAUUUUAAGCUGGACCCGGUCUCUGCAAAGGUACCAGAAUCUCUCGGCCCUGCACCCCUUUUCUGACCACCUACCUACCUGCAGAUCCUGGUUGGUUGGUCACACUGCUUUUAACCACAUAAUCAUUGGAAUUAAGUUAUGAUUGUUUGAUGAUUGACACUUGGAUUAUCUCUUAAUGAGAUCUCAUGUCUAUCUCCCCGGGGCUCUGAAUCAAUGUCUAGAAGUCACUGGCAAUACUGCAUGAGGGUUUUUGUUGUAUUUUUUUCCUUUUUUUUUUUCUUUUGGUUUUUUUUUUUUUUUUUUUUUACUAAUUAGUCUUGAGAGGAGGAAAAAUUCCUUCCUUUAUAUACUGAUCCCAUUGAUAACCCCCACUUCCUGCACACCACGGAUCAGAAGGCCCGUGCUCAUCCAUAUUACCAAAAGAGGAGGAUGUAAGGUUUACAGAUCGGCUAAAAAUCAGGCUCCGAGUCUAUUUCAGACCAAGAGACUCUGGGUUAAUCUAACACACACGUCAUCAUGUGCUCUCACAACUCCACCACCCCAGCUGCUGGAAAUCAAGGGCGGAUCUCAAAGGCUGCAGCUAUCUUUUUACCAGGAAUAUCUUCCUAUGGCUUCCUUUAGCCUGUCUUCUCCACCCCGUUUAUUUUUAUCUUAAACAGAGAGACAGGAGAAUUACUCUUACACUCUGAUAGAGUGUUUUCUACCAUCUUCCCAGAUGGUCCCUGCGCUCGAAGUCAAAGCACUCUGCCUAGUGGCCUGUUUUUAACUGUUCUGGGGACAGGAUGGCAAGGAGGACGGGGGCUUGCCACACGACCGAUUGAUUGGGUGUUUGGUUUUGGUUUGCUUCCUUCCCAUGAUUCACCCCGCCUCAUGGGACAAGGAGUUUCUUUUUCCUCCUCCUUUGGGGAUCAUUGUAUAUGAAAGAAAACCUUUGAAUGACAAACCCAGACUCUAGGUGCCUUGCAGAGGUUGAAGGCCAGCCACGCCACUGCUUCCACCACCAGCCGCCACUGGCCUGCCAGAGAAAGGAUGCAUGUCUCGGUCCCCAGCCCGCCUCCUCCUUCCUUCCUGUCCUUCAACCUCUCCCCUGUUUCUUUUCCUUGUGCAGAUUAUUUUUAAGCCAUCUAUCCUGUUUGUGUGCAGGGUUCUUAAGAAGGCAUGGCACAGUGCAAUGAGCAAAUCCUCUGAGUGUGGGAGGCGGGGGGUGGGCGAGCAAGAUGUUGGACACGUGUACAAUCCUGUAUCAUUUAUGAAAUAUGUAUAAAAAGCAAUGUACCUUCCGGAACAAUAAAUACUUAUUCAAUUUUUGAA